GUGACGCAGCCCAGCUCUUCCCUCUCAGGGGCGUCCUCCCUCCCUCCCUCCUCUACUGGUCUCUUCCAGAUGAGACGCCUCCCUCCCUCCCUCCGCCCCUCUGAUCCUCUUAUCAGCGAGUAAGCGCCCAAGAUGGACGUUGUAAACCAGGUAAGGCUUUUGGGGGAAAAUCAACUAUUUUCUUAACGUGUUAAACAGCGAUUAAUCUUCGAGUGAUUUGCGUCAUUUUUGUACGUCGUGCGCUCAAUUAAGGGAUUUUUUCUCACACAAUUACCUCGACCUUAUUGGUUUUAACGCGGCUCCCCGUCGCUUUGAGUCAAAUUUGUGAUUUAUUCAUUUAUUAAAAUCGCCUCGGUGUAAAGGCACGACAGGUCGGGAUGUAAUUGGACAUUUUUUUCCACUCGUGCCUCUGCAGUCGAGGUGAUGGAGUGAUGGAGAUGGAGAAAUGUGUAGGAUGUCCAGAGAGCUCUGCUGCAAUGACAUUUAGCGAAAAAAGGAAGGAGAGGAUGUAGCCUAUUAUCUCCAGGGAUCCUGCUAAUUGAUUUAGCUCGCUCGCUUCUCAAUUAGCCUGCUGUUGCUAAGAUAACAAACAGGAAUGUGAUUAAUUUCCCCCUCGGUGUUUUUUUAGAGCCGCAGUAUAGGCCCGGAGCACGGCGCGAGGACGGGCUCGUGCGUCUCUAUGGCCGCGCGGACAGCUUGUCUCCCUAAUAGCUGGGUUGGUUUUUUUGUGACAGAGCCAAGAAAAAACGAGACAUUACCUGAAAAUUCAUCUCUGUCUGACUACACGGAGAGAUGAUAGUUAUGAGUACAUGCGUGGAUAUGUUUGAUGGUGAUGUUUGGCGUCAAAAAUAGAGAAAACAAUGAGCCUGUGAGGGGAAAAAAGCAUCACUGCUGCUGAUUCCAGUGCGGCCAUUUAUUGAUGCACACAGGGACACACCGCCUUCUUUGCGGUGUCGCAUUCACCUGCGAACAAAUGCACCCCCUACUGUCAUUACAUCCCACCAAUUAGAUAAAUAUCACGAGAUUUUGUCAUACAUGAAUGAGAAAUAAACGACUGCUGUGGAGUGUAGAGAGAGGGAGCAGGGAAAACAGACAGUUAAUCAGCUUUGUCUAAUUGUAAUGCUGGCAGGAGCUCUCUCUCCCCCUCUCUCUCCCCCUCUCUCUCCUCACACACACGCACAUCUUGGCCCUUUUGAAGUCAACAUCAGACUGGCUCUCCUGAAGUUGUACAGCAUCUCACAGGUCCACAAAGAAACCAGCUGUGAGUCACUCUCAUUGCUGGCAGAUAUUUGCUUUGUAACAAACACCAGCAGGUGCCAGCACCAAAACCUGUAGGCCCUGUAGGCUGUGUAUGAGACCGAGGUAAUGAGGUUUUUAAUCAGCAUCAUCAUGAAGCCAUUAUUACUGGGUCUGCUGUACUGAGAGAGGACAGGAAUCAGGGUAAAAAUGUUAAAAACAAUCAACUGAUGACUGAUUUUUCCCUUUUUUUUUUUUUUUUGCAGUUGGUGGCCCAAGGGCAGUUCACAAUAAUCAAACAACCUCUGGGAUUUAUAAAAAUUCUUCAGUGGGUAAGUCUGUUUUAAGGUUUCACUUUCAUCAUAUUGGCGGUAAAUAACGUACUCGUGUCUCUCUCUGUGAUGGAUUUGUGAUCUCUCGUCACACAGAGGUCAUAUAGCUGCAUGAGGUUCCAUAGACGUGACUCUACUCUCUAGGGAGGAGGAAAAGCCACUCAAACGGGACCAUGUUUCAUGGGGAUUUCCUGUCAAUCGAAUCUAUUUUACCCUCCCACUCUCUUUCGUGUCACUACUCCCUUAAAUGUAAUCAGAUGCAGCCUGAGUUUACCGCUGAGGGGUAUCCUGAUAGUGGGGAUGCUGCUCCACCAGAUCUGUGCAAAAGCCACAAACAGGAAGUGUUACAUCACUAUAGUCAUAGUAACACAAGAUAUCGGCUCGCACAGUAAUACAACGACACUUUGUCAAAUCCUCCUCAGAGGACAUGACCUCUGCAUACCAGUGCGGUUGAUCACAUCUGUCUUUGUAUGUACUCUGUGUGCUCCACCACAUGAUGGAGCCAGAAAACUGUACAUUCACGAGUCUGAGCAAGAGGGGAUCUGCAAGACGACUUGAAAUGGAUUUAGUUUGGUUUAGUAAACAUUAUAAAGGUACAACUUGAUGAAAUAGGAUACAAAAAUGUGUUAUUGGCAUUUAGAGAAUCACUUAACACCAGAAAUGAAAGAUAUAGCCUCAAAAUUGUGACAGAUCUGCAGCCUAAGGUAUAAAAUAGUUUGAUUUCUACUAAUUUUGGUUCGUAUCAGGAUUAAUCAUUAAUCCGAGGCUGCUUAUAGUGUUACAAAUCUAUUUUCUUUUUCUAUCAAAUCAAUUUUACUCCAGUUUCAAAUCGUGUUGAAACAUUAAACCGCAUCAUCUGUUUGACAGCUGUGGUUUUCAGGCAAAUUAAAACAUUACUGGGUGAUUCUCUCCCUCUUAGUCUACUAUAAAGUGAUUAUUUUUCAAGCAUUCAAUGUCCAUCACAGGUUUAAGGACAAUUAUUCUGAUAUGUUUCGGAUUUGUUGGAUGAACUGCUGUAAUCCGAGAGCAUUUUAAAGAAGCGGAUAGACGCUCACACAUUAGGACCCCCUCCUCCAGCCGUAGAUAUCCCAAUAUAAAGUGUUGUCAUGCAGACUGUUUGCCCUCUGUUAGCAGCAGCGUUCUGUCAGUGACGAGGCUGCAGGCUGAACAGUGGUGUCUCUACAGCUGGGGCUCCACUGUGGUGGUAACAGCUCUUCUAAUUACACAUGCAGACCCUGCAGCCAGCCGAGGCCUCCUAACAUGUGUGUUAUAUCUUAUGUUACAAUAUGUCGGACCCUGCGUGUGAUCUAAGGAACUGGUUCUGACUGGUUCUGGCACCCUGACAUAAUAACUGAAGCACUUUCAGCAAAGUGAGAGAAAACAUAAAGAUCAUAAAUGCUUCUAAAGUGGGUAUAUAUUUUAGUUUUCGUCUAAUGCCUUCUCAAAAUGAGCUCGCAGAAGAGGUCACCUUGGGGUAAGGGAAAUGAUGACACUAUUUUUCUCAAUUUUCAGGCAUUUAACAGACAAAGUGAGUCAAUUAAAAGCAAAAUAAUAGACAGAUUAAACCACAUUGAGAGCAGGGGUUUCAGCACCGCCUCUAUAAUAAUUAGAUGCACAUUUUUAAGGAGGAGUAGACAAAGAGGGGCUGGAGGAGGGGUUUUCAUAGCUAUGCGUUGGAAGCCGUAUUUUUUUAGCUACACCUCUGAUCCUCAGCGCUAGAACACAUUUUAACACAAUCCAGAUGCAAACAUGCGUGCCAAAAGCAGCUCUGACAGAGUCGCACACUGUAAUGGGCUCUGCAGAUAUGCCAGCGAGCAGUCAGAUGCAUGAGUGUGCUGCAUGACUCUGUAGUCCUUCCCUGGAGCUGUGCGUGUGCCAGCACCUCAUCGCUGCCUCCCUGGGUCACAGCGAGCUCAACCACCAAUCAGGAGCCCGGCUCGGGAGGCCAGGGCCCAUGAAUCAUCUGUCAGUGCAUGCCUGCGUGCCUCAGCGUCAGACAGGAGGAGGAGCUGCUGCUGCUUUUUCUGGAUUAAUAUGGGCACGUACGAGCAGCGACACAGAGGUUUUAGGAGGGUAGAGAGGACCCCGCCUCCUUUCCUCUCUCUGUGGAAACAGGCGGCGAUGAGAAUGAUGCUUCAGCGUGACAGAAUCAGAGCUUCUCUUGGCUUUUUUGUUGCAGCUGGAGCUAAUGAGCUGGUUUAGUGAAAAAAGAAAGCAGCAGUUCGUCUGCUUGUUCAUCUUCAAAAAUUUGAUUUAGACACUUGAGUGGAAGUGGGUUUAAUCAGUUAGAGGCAUUCAAGUGUGUGGGAUGAGGAGGUGUGAGCUUGUGAUUUUUAAAAAUCUGGCUGUGGAUGAUGGAAAUUAGUUGUGAAAGCUUCUGAGAACCAUUUUUUGACUGAUUUCACCAGCAAUCUGUAUGUGUGACUCAUGUUUGCCCACUCCCCACCCUCUCUCUCUCUCUCUCUCUCUCUCUCUCUCUCUCUCUCUCUUUCCUUCUGUCUCUGGGGAAGAGUGCUGACAAAGCCUAGAUUUGAUGGAUGUUGGAAGACACUGAGUUCCCAAAUAAAGCUGAUGUGGAGCUCAACCCUCGAGUACUCAAGCAGCCUCUCCACCUCCCGCCUCUCCAACUGUGCAGAAUCUCACUGCUAUGUUGAAUUUAAUUUGCAUUCACGUUUCACUUUCUGACUCAUUCCCCGCAAACAUAAAACGCCGCUGUGCGAGAACAUGAAGUAAGAGCCUUACUCGCUGUAGUGUAGUCCCUCAUGUGCUAUUAGAGGCUGCUGAUUUUGUGAGAGCUGUGGGAUUCUGCUGUUCAGACAGUGGUGACUCCGGGGUUAAUACUCCAGGGCCUCUGGUUAAGGCUUACACUGAUUCUCUUUAUGUCUCUGCUUUUGUGCUUUUGGCUGUUGGUCCUGAAUAUCUCUGGCAUGAAAUAGACGAGUUUCAAGAUUUUACAGCAUUUUUUUGCUCGGGGAAAGGAAAGAAGCUGGGCCUGCAUCCUGGGAUCAUAGCUCAUAUAUCAGCUGAUAACUGCAAGAUGCAAAAUAAUACAAUCUAGAUGCAUUAGGCAACAUUGAAAGGGUUAAAAUUAAAGAUAUGUUGAAGAAAAUAUUGGAUAGUAAUAGUCUGUUAAUGCUUUUUCUUCAUCCUCAGUAAUCCUGGUCUACAGUCGGUACUUUUAUUCAGCUCUAACAGAGACACGCAGCCAAAGACAGACAGGCGGUGUGAGAAAAUCAGUAGCAGACAGAUCGUUUGCGUCUCCGUGCGCAUGAUCGUGUGUUUUCACAGCACAGAAGAGCUGACAAACCGUCCGGCAUGCCAGGAAGGCUAGAAACCAGCCUCUGCCUUCUCGCUGCUCGACGCUGCCAACAGUGUUACCAUGGCACCUAACACUCAGUGUAACACCGUUUCUCUUCAGUCUGACUGGCCCUCCAUCUCAUUCCCCCUUCAGCACUCCUCCUUCAGCUCAUCUAUCACCGUAAAAGUACCACUCCUGACUGUGGUAUGGCGCCACCAACUUAGAUGUAGUUCCCUCGCCAGCCUCCCAGAUUUAAGAUAGUUUUAAACCAAUGGCAUCAUAGAGAUGGAAAACGCCACAUUGGGCCAGACUGAAAUAUACUAUAUUGGAAAUAUAUACUAGAGUGUGCUAUAUGUACUAUAUAGGAAUAAAUACUUAUAUAAAUACUUAGAUGAAUUUACUCUAUAAUUAUCAUUCCUAUAUCCUGUCACAUUCAUUUAUUUAUUCACUUUAUUUUACUAUAUAUAUAUAUAUAUAUGUGUGUGUGUGUGUGUGUGUGUGUGUGUGUGUGUGUGUGUGUGUGUGUGUGUAUAUAUAUAUAUAUAGAUAGAUAGAUAGAUGUGUAUAUAUAUAUGUAUAUACAUAUAAAUAUAUAUAGAUAGAUUGAUAUAGAUAUACUAUAGAUAGAUAGAUAGAUAGAUAGAUAUGUAUAUAUUAUAAAUCUACUUUAUCUACUUUAUUUACCUUUUUUUAUUAUUAUUAUUAUUAUUACUUUCUCUCCUUUUUCUUGCUUAUUAUUAUUAUUUAUUUAUUUUUUUCUAAUUAUUGUUCUGGCGUAAUGCUUACCUUUUAUUAUCUCUCUGUCUCUUCAAUAGUCAUCAUAAUUUAAAAAGAGGGGACAAUUCACAACCACAAACACACACUUUUCAACACACAUAAAAACACCCACCCACCCACACUCCAAACACAGCCUUGCAUCAUCUUCUAAAUGUUUCUAAACGUUAUGUGUCCCUGAUAUACUAGUCAUUUUGUCUUGUGUCCAUUGUCUCUCUGUACUGUUUAUAUGUUGUCAACCACCUGUCAUGUUCUGUCUUGCAUCUUGCAUCACCUAAUAAAAAAAAUUGAAAUAUCUCCAGAACUGCUAGAAUGGUACAAUGAAAUAUUAUUGGGACUGUCCAGUGUUACCUUCUUCUAAAAAAGCCAAAUGUGUCAUCUUCAUUCUUCCCAGAGUGAUUUCUGAUGCCAGUGCCAUCUAUAUCCAUAAUCUCAAUAUCUCAUACUUGACAAUGCAGCCAUUUCAGGCAUUCCCUAUUUCUCCAAAAACGCCUUAAAAACGAAGAAAACAUCAACACCCAGUGUACAGCUGGGGCACAGCAUGCUGUUGUUUCUCUCCAUAUUGAUCUCUCUCUUGAAAUUUUAACCUCUUGCUGUCUCAGAGGGAUAAUGAAAGCACGAUAUGGACUCUGGGAGCUCUAAAACCAUUAAAUUGUCUUAAAAACAAAAGUGGCUUGCGGUGCAAUAAGGCAGCGCACAGAGGGGAAUGGAUGACUUGUAUUUUUGAGGAUAGAAUAACCCAGAAUGCGCUCUGUGUGAAGGAUUGUGCCAACACUGCAGUUGUUAUAUUGCACAUGGUGAAGGUAUUGAUUAAUUGCACAGCUGCUGCAGCAAUACAUCCUGUUAUUCUGUUCGAGGGUGUAAAAGGAAAGCCUUAAAUAAACAGAAAUUAUAUGUUGCAGGUAUUUCUUAUACGUGAAAAGCAAAAAUCACCAUAAAAUCAAAUUGAAUUGAUGAAAAAUGCUCAUAUUAUAAAUUCAAAUCCAGCUCUAUAGCAGAUGGCUCUUUUUUUUCCUCCUUUGCUGUAAAUAUAUAAUAAACUCUUAACAGUCUCCUCUCCUCCUUCACACUGUAAUCUUGCCACUUUCCUCACACCCACAGUCAUUUGGACCGUGUUAUUAAAACCUGUUAAUUAGCAAACAAAAGGAAGGUGUGGUGUUGGAGACUCUGGGAGAAAACACUAGAGGAAAAAAAAAAAAAGACUGCAGUAAUGGAGGCAGAUGAGUAAAGUGGACACAAUGAGGCUCAUUUCAGGUGUGUGUAAACCCAACAAAGGAGCCUCAGACUCUCCUCAGCUACAAGAUUACUGUAAAUAGUUUAGUGUGUUGAUGGAAAGGCAGUACUACGAACUCACGUGUGUGGGUGUGGCCGUGGCUGCGUGGGUGUUGUGACUGGCUUUGCAGCAGCUUUGUCACAGAGUACUUGGUGGCAGAUGGUGGAGCACCUCAGUCAGAUUAAUAGUUGGAUUGUCCGUCCAAUCGGAUCUGGCCAGCAGUGUAGGGAGGGUGUGGUAAAAAUAGUCUGACUUGCCUAAUCUGUUGUGUGUGUGUGUGUUUGUGUGAGAGAGAGGAAGAGCCUGAGAUUAUCCCCACGCAUGUCUGUUUGCACCCCCCUGACAUGACUGUAAGUGUGAGCUGCAGAGAACGACUGAUCUGAUCUGUGUGCACCUGCAGUUUAAGACUCUAAACUAUCACACAAUCACCGUUAUAUAUAUACGAUGAAAGAUCCGCAGAAAGCAGCACCAGCAGACUGUCAUGUUAUAGCUGCAACAGGUGUGGCCCUCGCUGUGUGAAAACGCCGCAUUGAUUUACACUCUGUAUGCAUCUUUUAGCGGUUAUGGUUGGUGAGAGCACAGGAGAGAGUAGAGCCGCAUAAUAACGGAAAAACUGACAUUGCUCUAUGUUUUCUUUCUGCAAUAUUUAUUAGGAUAUGAAAAUUAGAGGAAGUUAAAUCUUUGAGUGUCGUUUGCUUUCUGUGUGCGUAAUUAGAAAUAAUGGUUUAAUAAUAAGUGACUAUUUUCCUUCAAUCUUUUAUUCUUUUACUCUUGGAUCUGGCUUUUACCAGCAAAUCUGACUCUUGGCCUGCAUGAUGUUCAAAAGUAUGUUGUGCGAUAACAUUGUUCAAUAUUGCGAUUAUUCAUAAAAAGUGUGGUCAAUGAACAGAUAUUUAAAAGUGCAUAUUCAGUAAAAUAACUCAGUUUCUAUAUUCUACCUGCUGUUCCUCGUGUUUCUAAUGAAUUCAAAUAAGCAGUUUUUUCAACCUUGAAGUAUCACCAGUAAAUCUAAGGUUGUCUGACAGCUGGCAGGCUUCAUUUUACAGCAUAAUAAAGGUGCAAAAAGCACGACUUUAACACCUGGGUAAAAUGCAUGUGCUGGGUGAGAAAGCACUGAUUGUAUUCGUUAGAGGAUUACAAGUUUAUUGCAGGUGAUUCUGAAUUUUUACGAGCUCAUAGACUCAUUAUCGGCCUUGGCUGAUUAUCAGAGCCGAUAAUAGCAUUUGGCAAAUUUUCUGUAUAAGAAGGAAAGUUAUUUUUACUUUGACUGUAAACACAUAUUAGUUCUGAAUAUCAGUUAUUGGUCUCUGUUUCGGUAUCUGCCCUAAUUUUUACUAUUGGUUGCAAAUGCUCAUAUUGUGAUAUCAGCUCAGAAGAAGAAGAGAAGCUGUUUCUUGUUUCAUAUCGAAGCUCUUUGUUUGUAUUCUUAAAUUAUUAACAAAGACAACUGAAUGAAUCAUCCGUGUCUUUAUUCUUCAUCUUUCCUCCGCAGAUCUUUGCAAUCUUCGCCUUCUCAACAUGUGGCAGUUACUCCGGCAUGUUCAAGAUGAGCGUAGAGUGUAAAAACCGGUCGGAGAGUGACCUAGGCAUAGAAGUACAAUUCGAAUAUCCUUUCAGGUACGUAUGUUUCGGAAAUUGGGAAAAUCCAACUGAAAGCUCUUAGUAAUUGUUUGUGUUUCUACAGUUACGGCCCUGGAUAAAUAAAGGUAUUUUAAGUACAUCCUUGGCUUUAGUGAGAGUGUCUGAAGGUCGCUGUAUGACUUCCCUCCUCCUAAAAGUUACGCAUUUAGCUGGAGAGUAACGCCACUCAGUGCUGGAUUUAAGUGGAUGAAUGAAUGAUCCUGAAAUAAUAGAUUCAUUCUCACACCUCACAAUUUUGAGGCAUAAUUUGACCGUUUGAUAGUUUGAAAAGCUAUUUAGAGAGUGAUGCCACAAACUGCAGAUAAAUCAGGGGUCUCUAGGUCUCUGAAUGGACCCUGUGGCUAAAUCUUAGCUUUGCCUCAUCUGUGCUGUAGAUUUGAUCACCUUUUCACAUAGCAAGGCUUCUCUUUCCACUUAUACCCGCAUUAAGGCUAAGCCAAGCUAAUGUACCCCAGGUGAGGCUUCAUACUUAGUUGGAUCAGCUUUAGUUUAUCAUCCUCAUGCAGGAAUUUAGCUUGGUAACACUGCCUCCAAAAUUCAGAGUGAAAACAGUCAGAGUGAAGCAGAAGCUCUGUCCCCGAUUAGUGAUGCUCCAGAUGUUUCUUUCUUCUGUUUUUUUUUUGUCUCCUCUUAUUAUUGAUCUUCCUCCUCUUUGUGUUUUUAUUCUCAGGCUCCAUCAGGUUUACUUUGAUGCUCCCACCUGUAAGGGAGGGAAUCCCGAGCGUCUAUUCCUGGUGGGAGACUACUCUUCCUCAGCUGAGUUCUUUGUCACCAUCGCUGUCUUCUCCUUCCUCUACUCUAUGGCAGCUCUCUCUGCGUACUGUUUCGUUCUGGAGAAGUACCGCGAAAACUGCAAGGGGCCUCAGAUCGUGAGUCUGGUUUAAUGCCGUGUGAUAUCCAAUAUCUCCUCAAAGUGCGUUGGAAAUGAUCCCCAGUUGCUUUUUUGUCAGUGUAAGUGAUCAGGUUGUUUUUCUGAUUUCUAGGACUUUGUGGUAACAGCGGUGUUUUCCUUCAUGUGGCUGGUGUCCUCAUGUGCUUGGGCCAAAGGAUUGUCAGAUGUGAAAACAGCCACUGAUCCAGAGAGGGUCAUCACCCUCAUCUCAGCCUGCGACGAACAGGAGAAUCGCUGCCGUGAGGUCUACGACCCCAAGGUCUCCGGACUCAACACCUCUGUGGUACGUCUCACAGUCUCCAAUCUGAAUAGGAGCGCAAACACAAAUGCAGUAGCUUAAUAAAACUAACCUGUCCUCGGUUAUCUCUCAUCUCUACAGGCUUUUGGCUUCAUCAACGUGAUCCUGUGGAUCGGAAACCUGUGGUUCGUCUUCAAGGAGACCGGCUGGAUGGCCGCUUUCGCCGGAACAUACGUCCCAUCACAGGAGAAGCAGCCUGCCCCCGAUUCCUUUGGCCAGGCAGGAUACGGUCAGCAGGACCCCUACGCCGGCUCCCAGGGAGGUUAUCAGCCAGAGUACGGCCAGCAGGGAGGCUACAGUGAGGAUGGAGGUUACAGCCAGGGCUAUGAGCAGCAGCCCACCUCCUACUCCAAUCAGAUGUGAGCCUGUGCAGCCAAAGUGCAGCUGUAGGAUGGUGAGUGUAAGCAGUGUGUGCGAAUAAGGCCUCAUGUCUGUAGUUCUCUGGGGUAAUGAUUUACGCUUAAGAAAAAUCAUGUAGUGAUGGUAAAAAACAUGCAGAAAGGGAUGAGGGUGACAAGUCAUUCAAAUACACAUUUUUACAGUAGGUUGCUUACCAAAAAAUACUGGAGGAAUCGGUCUGGUGUGCAGUGAGGCUCAGCAAUGACAUGAGACAAACAGCAGAGCUUCUAGUGUUUGUUGCACAGCUAACAAUUUCAUGAUAUUUACAAUCUUGUCAUAUAUUUUCACGAACUUUACUGUACAGGUUCAGACAGGUCGAGUCAAGAGAACAGGUCUACCACAGAAAGGUCAGAAAAAACAGCAGAAACCUGGAUUCUCUCUACCACACAGUUCGAUGGUGCUAUGAUGAGAUGGAUUCAAACACCUUCUCUUUAAUCUUUUUGGCCUUUUUGACUCUCAAGGAUAUUUUUCUUCUCUUUUCUUUAACAAUACCUGAGUUUGUGCCCCUAAAGAGCUGCCACAGGCUGCUGUAAAGUGGUUGUUUUUGCUGUGAUCUUGCUGGUUGUGCAGAUGUCUGUUUGUGCAACAAGCUGUGGAAGUGUUUAAGUCCACACCCUGUCAAUUAUUCUCUUAUUUAGUACAUACAGUUACUAAAUACAAAGUUACUUGUGCUUUUGUGUUGUACAGCAAAUUGUGUUAAGUUUACCACAGCUGAUGUAAAUAGUCAGGUUGAGAUAAUCAGAGAUAUUUGAGACCAGGAUCAGGUCACCUCUUUGCAUAACUUCAUAUAAAUAGGAUAAUUACAGCAGAUUCGCCUCUCCUAAUGUGAGUGAAUCAGAUCAGGUGGGAUCUUCCAAAGUGACAUCUGGUGAGCAGGAACAACUGCAGUGACUAAAACCUGUGAAGUUUUCUCCCUGCUUGUACUUUAAAGGCUGGAUAAAUCAUUCAGAGACCUGCCCCUUAUUUACAUUUUCUGUAGAAAUAUGACUAAUCGCCUCCAGCAACAGUUUGUCAUUGACACAGCAUGUGUUUAUGUUCAGUUUAAGACAUGACAGGAGCACGGCUUUGGUGUGUCAUAAUGUGGUUGGAGUAGGACUCUUUGAACUUUAGCUGGAUGAACUCACCAGUUUUUUUUUUUAACUCUCCAGGAACCCUCGUGUGGUCUGAAAACUCUGAGUGAAAGAGCCUUUUUAGUGUAGCGCUCAGAGGCUGUAGAGGGCUCUGCUUCAUCAACUACAACAGCAAAGAUUUAGAAAUGUUCAGAAACAGCCUUGAGCUUCCCCGGUUUCUGCGCGGCUUUAACCCUCUCUGUCCUGCAGUGGUCUAAAAGUUGUCAUCAGUCAUGACCCGGCAGCUGCUCUGUGAACUUUUGUAUCUCUGUGCACCAUCAGUGUAAUUGUAAAUGGUUUUGUUUGCUUUUAAAGGUCACAGAAAGCCUUCAGUAUCAGGUUCAAUCUGUUUGUUGACCUGUUUGAAGUUCCUCAAACGCUCCCUUGGCUCUCUAAGUGCCCUCAAACCCCGCCCCUUUUUGGAUUAACAGUUGUGAUUGGCUCAGAUCAGGCAGGAUGGAAACUAAAAUUUUAAUUAAAUUGAUCUAAUAAAACUUAUUUAAUGUUAUUUUAAAUCACUUACAGCUCAUAGAGGAGUUGCAAAACAGACUGUUUAGUUCAUUAUAGUUCUUUAUAUGAGCUACAUAAGGAAAUCAGACUAUCCCCGUAAAGGUCCUUACACACCAGGAACGACGCAAUUACAAAAUUACGAAAUAUUCGAAGGCGAAUUUCGACGAGCCUGACUAUACACAUCAAGUGCAAUGCAACUUUGCGACUUUCCAGGGGGAAAACAGACGCGUCCCGGGUGGAAGUGAGAAGACUGACAACAGCAGACUGACUGCUUUUCAGUUCUGAUUAGACACUAGUGUUGAGAUGUCUGUCAUGAUAGCAUGUACUGAGUCGGGGCCAUACAGUACAGUAUGCAAAACUUUAGAAAAAUGGACCGAUAAAUGCCGCAAUAUCGCAGGGCAGGAAAACGUCGCUGAUGUGAACGCUUUUAAUGACAGGAUGCGGGUUCGAAAAAAAAUAUUGACGUCCAAAAUAAUUGCAUGAAAAAAAGGCCCCCGGUGUGAAAGGACCUUAAAGGCUGGCUUUUUAUUAAUAGUUAUUUUCAGUUUUUUAAACAAUUGGUGGGAGGUUGGUGCCAGCCUUUAUUUCCUUUGACUUAUUAAGAGUUUUUUUUAAAGUUACUAAUUUAAUGGAUAAAGCAGGUUGACACUUUUUAAGGGACAAAAUCAGAGCAAGAAAUUGUGUUAUCAGUUUGUCCACAGGGGGCGCUAGAAUCAACGCAGACCAGAAAUUUCUUACAGGAGCUUUAAGAUGUUUAAUGAUGUCCCAGGAGCCUUUUCAGACAUUUAACAUUAUAUUCAAUACGAAAGAAACACACUAAAGAGGGCACCUGCAGAUUCAGAGGUCAUUUGAAAACAUCAGUCAACAAUAAAAUCUCUUAUUUGUCGAGUCUUUCCCAUGUUUGCAUAUUCACUGUGUUAUUAGCGUGAUUAUAUGUUUGCUGUUUGUUUAAUCAUUUUCUUCCCUCUCCCUCUCUCUCCUCUAUCUUUCUCUUCCCUCCAGGGUGACCACAUGAUUUCAGAGGGUGGCUCUCGAUGACCACCUGCAUUUCCACACUCCUCUGUGUGUCUGUGUGUGUAUCUGUGAGUUGACAGGCGGAGGGAGGGAGGCAUGGAGGGCGAUUAACCGGUGGGGCCUGGGGAGGGGAACGCAGCUGGGGAGCAGGAUUUUGUGGGAGGGCGGGGUACGGGUGGGGGGAUAUGGGUCUUUGCUGUAACAUGAUGUUUAUUCUCGUGAUGUAUUUAACUGUAGAAGACAACAGAGGAUUGUCUGUUUGGUUAUACGAGAAAAACUUGAAUACAAAUACCAAAACAUUCGUUGACGAACAUUUAAGAGAAAUCUUGUAACGGAAAAGACUUACAUUUAUGGAAAAAAACUGUAGUAAUCUUUAACUUGGGAGAAUGUAUUUGUCUGUGCUGUGUAAAUAUUAACAUGCUAAUAUAUGAUUAUAUGUACACAGUUGAAUAAUUGUGCACUCCAUAUAAGUUGUUAUACAACAAAUGUUGAGCACAGAGUUAUUCAAUUGCAUUUCCUUUGGUUCUGUUUAGGAGCUCACAUAGUUUGGCCCUUGCCCAUCAGUUCCCUUAAAUUGUCCAUAUCAUGGCGGUGUUUUAUUUGUUCAUUCAGAGUCAGCAUCUGUUCGUUUUUUUUAAAUAUUCAUCAUGUUUUGUUUUGUUUUUUAACAUUUGACCCGCAUGACUGGGAGGAUUUAAAACAUGUGGGUAAAGACUUUUAAAAAAAAACCUGUCCUAUCUAAAGAAGAGAAUUAUAAUCAUAUGAACGAGCGGGUGGAGGAAGAGUAAUAUGAAGUAGUAAAGAUGAAUAGAUGGUAGAAGAGAGUUUAAAGUAGGUUAUUUGAGCUUUAUUUAUGUUUUUAUAUAUAUUUUUCCAUCAAAUAUUGCUGUCAAGCAAGGACGAUCUCUUGAUAUACACAGAAUAUCCUAAAUUCCUGACAUAGAAAAUCAAAACUUGCAUAGGGUUAAGAAAAUUAGUGAGCAUGGUAGCAUCUCAUACUUGCUGUGCUGUUUCCGAAAACUGCUAUAGUGUGCUAUCAGUAUGAAAAUUGUGAACCAGGGCAGUGAGUACUAAGUUUUAGCGACGUGUGUUUGUUUAACUGUUUGGAUUUUAUGUACCGGCAUCAAAAACAAAUGUUGUCAAUGAACCUCGUCCUGUUUUGAUCGCCUUUUGUGUGGUCCAGAAAGUUGUAAGACAGAGUCAUAUAGUUUUUUAACUAGUGUUUCUAUCACACUGUAAUCAGUGACAUACAUACUCACACUAACAAGAGCUGUAGUUAGAUUAUGACACUCUAAAGACUUUGGUAACGCCAUAGUGAACACAUGAUAAAAGGCCGUUUGAACAAUAUGUCUCCAUAUACUUCUCUUACAUUCUCAGUCCUUCUUUACCUCCUUUUAUGAAGGAAGUUUACUGCAUGCAUCCUUAUAUUCUAAAGCAUUCCUAAGCAUCGUGAGAGGCUAAGUCUUAAGGCUGAUACUUCCAAUCCAUGCUAGUGUUUUACGCACAACUCAAACAGAACCAACAGCAGCUCUGCUAUAUUCUACUCAAAGCACAAAGUUAGUGCUGCAAUAAUGACGUCUUUGCAGAUAGAAUAACACCCGUCCUACUGCCAGGCCUCUGUUUGGAUUUACAGGAUCCAGUUUGCCAAAUGGUGAGAGAUGUGUACUUAUUGGUAGGGUGGGAAAUUAACUGCUUCAGAUGUGAACCAGCAGCUGACAGAUAAAAACUACACAGUGACUCACGAUUCGUCCGACAUUGACUCGACACCUUCAUGUCUUAGCAGUGCUUUACUGGUGACUACUUUAAGCUACUUUCCCACCCUCACUUCCUACCAGGAUGAGUUGCUGCUCAUCUCCAGCAUAUGGAUCUAUAACACAGCCAAGAAGUCACCCUUUUCAUUCAUAAAAAAAUCAGGGUCUUUUAAUCCAGGCGGCGUUAAAGCCCCUGGCUUUCUUUCUUCCUCUCGGCCCCUCCCCUCACCUCUGUUAUUUUCUCUCUCUCCUUCAUUGUAGCUCUUAUAAAUAUGCUGAAAUGAAAUAUACUCUGUUGUUAGUGGUGAAUGAUGUCUUGUGAUACUCUCUCUCUAAGCCUUUGGAUAGUGCUGUGUUUAUUGUGUAUGAUGUAUUCAUAUUAGCAUUUAUGAUAAUGAUAAGUCAGAGAAAAAAAAAAUAAUCCAAGACUCUCCAGAAUUCUUCUGUAUUCUUAUUAUAUGGGAUCCAUGUGAAACAAAAUGAAAUAAACAUGAAAUUAUUCUGUUGAAGGUAAAAA
Molecule: messenger RNA, 15044 nt
Organism: Xyrichtys novacula (pearly razorfish)
Lineage: Eukaryota; Metazoa; Chordata; Actinopteri; Labriformes; Labridae
Source: the annotation of a GenBank genome assembly